AUGACUUAUUUGCAAGAUUGGGACUAUAGAUCUUUAGCUCAACAAUGUGAUGCACUAACUGCAGUUGGAUUAGCACGCUCUACAUCUUGUGAUUUUCGAUGGUUUUUAGAUCCACCAUUUCGUUAUAAAACUUUAGAACCUAAAAAGUUGAUACAGGAAUUGAGACUGUUGCUCAUAGCAUUAGGCCCACAUCCAUGUAUGCAAUCAUUUUUGAAUAAAAUGUUUCAUGAUUUCCAUGAGUUUGGAGAUUCUUAUGACAAUAGCAUAGAGUAUGUUCCAGGAACUCCACUGUUCAGUCAUGUGCAAGAUGCAAUGAAAUUAUGUGUUGACGCCCUGGUGCAUCUUUCUGUUAGACCAGGAAAAGCAAAAGAAUUGGUAGAAAAUGGAGCCUUACAAUUGUUAAUAGAUGUAGCACGACAUAGUAAAUCAAACACAGAAAUUAAAUCAAAUAUUGCUGAAAUAUUGUCAAAUAUUGCUAUUUAUGGAAAUUCUUUAAGUUUGGUGUACAGUUCUGGGUGGAUUGGUAUUCUGCAUCAAUGGUCUAUUGAUGAAGAUGUACGAUUAAGAGUUUGUGCAUCUAGAGCUCUAAUUAAUUUUGACGAGGAUGAUUUAGUAGGUGAUUACACAUAUCCAGCUAGAGUAUUUCCAUUAUAUCCCGUAAAAAGAUGUACGAGAAAACCAAAGUUAGAUGUUAUUUUUGUUCAUGGUCUUCUAGGUGGUGUAUUUAUCACAUGGCGUCAACGUGAUAUCAAAGAUGAAGCUCUGGGUCUUGUGGAAAGUAUGACCUGUGGUGGAAUUUGUGAUGAUUCUCAAAUGAGAAAGGUUACAGUACCUCCACCAAAGCAAGAACUCAACUUUCCUAAUGAACCCUAUUCAUUCUGUUGGCCAAUGGAUUGGCUACCAAAAGAUUUUGAAAACAUUCGAAUUUUAGGUGUCAAUUAUGAUACCUCCCUUUCCCUUUGGACAACUACAUCUUGCAAUUGCUAUAGUUCUAUGGGGUCGACACUUGAAGGGAGAGCUCAUGAUCUAAUGCAUAGACUAGUUCAAGCAGGAGUCGGUAUGGAUGGUCGGAAAGUAGUUUGGGUUGCUCAUUCUAUGGGUGGUUUACUAGUAAAAUCUAUGUUAGUUCAAUCAUUUGAAAGCCAGAAUGAAAUGUUAAGAUCUUUGUAUAAAAGUACAUCUGGAAUAGCAUUUCUUGGCACCCCACAUGAUGGAUCUAGUAUAGCAGCAUUGCCUGCUCCAACAGCAGCACUAUUAUGGCCAUCUAUUGAAGUGAAAGAGUUGAGAGAGAAAUCGCCUAAACUAAGAGAGUUACAUCACAAAUUUCUUGAAAUAUUGGAUGAUCACAAAGUAGAAGUGGUUACCGUAUGUGAAGGAAAACCAACAUUAUUAACAGCUCUUAAGGUUCCUUUAGUAUUUGUAGCUCCACAAAGUGCUGAUCCGGGAAUAGGAGAUUUUUAUACAGCUCCAAGUAAUCAUUUAGAUAUAUGUAAACCAACUUCCAGACAAUCGUUCCUUUAUAAAAGGCUGCUAGGCGUGAUAAAAAAUUCUUUAACUGUAGAACACUAA
Messenger RNA from Ctenocephalides felis (cat flea), 1569 nucleotides. RefSeq names its product protein SERAC1-like. The transcript has a single exon. NCBI's taxonomy places the organism in Eukaryota, Metazoa, Arthropoda, Insecta, Siphonaptera, Pulicidae. Bases 1 to 1569 code for a protein of 522 amino acids. The record is from RefSeq and is a predicted model, not a curated record.